UACUAGUUCUUAAUAAACGCUGUUUAAAUCUGCCUCGUCCUUUUUGAUUAUUUGAAACUGUUUCAAGUUACAUAUAUUGACAUAACUUUAAAGCUAAAAUUAACAGAAGAAAACAGAAGCAGAGACAGUCUUUAACAUUAAAAGGUCCGUCACGCACAGUGAAACUCUUGAAAUUGUUUAACUGAUGAUACUCAUUCUCACCCCGCCCAACAAAGACAAACCGGUCCAAGCAGAAAGAUCUCGACAGGAAUGACUAAUGUUGCUUACAGGUGGAAGUAAAACGUUCACUGCAGUUGUCAGUCAUCAUGUCGUCUACAAGAAAAAACGUCCAGUAAUUUGUUCGGAAAGAGUUGUUUUAAAUUCAGCUGAAGUUUAGCAUCUUCUGCUAUCACAAUGGAACACAAGAAGAGAGUAUGGCCCAAGCUGAAGAUAGGGAAGAUGGGUCUAGGGAAGAAGAAGAAGACUCCUUUAAAAUACAGGAGGAGUAUGUCGGUACCAGACCUCAGGUUCACUCCGCACAAUAUGCCAGCUUUGGAGGAUGAUUCCAGGACACCUGUUCAAGGCACCAUUUUCUUUGGAAACCUGAUAGUUCCUGAUGAUAUAGAUGGAAUGUGUGCCUUUUCUGAUCAGUUUACGGCCACUGACACACCAUAUUCAUGCAGCCCAGCGCCAUCAGAGAGAUCAAUGCCUGCAGACUUUCCAGUUUCAGUCGAGACUACAGUGGAUAAAAACUCAGACCAGCCAAGAAACACCACAUGGUACAUAGAGGAUUUAGAUGCAGCUCCCACACCUACAAACUGGGCCUCUGUGCCAGCGGAGAGAACAUCGCCUGCUCUAAGACCAAAAGAUCCCAAACUGGUUGCAGCCUUUUGUAGAGCCAAUGCAGGAAGACAAACACCUACUGCCCAUGCCUCAGAGAGUGAAAUCUCAGCACUGGCCUCCACAGAGUCAGUCAGCACUACUUCUGAGAAGCAGGUUUGGCAUACUGACCAAGAGACAUCUCCAUCAGAAAUGUUCAUUAUCGGGUCGGCUGAAGACAUGGAAGAUGACAUUCCUAAUGAAACCAGUGACUUUGAUACCCUUUCCCUUCCAGAAGAAGAACAGAAUAUCAUCUCAGGAGGAUUAAGCGACAGUCAGAUUUCUCUAGCACUGCAGAAGGUCCAGUAUCUCCUCACUAUCAAGCUAAAGGAAGGCAGGAACCUGGUUGUCAGAGACCGCUCAGGAACAAGUGACCCAUUUGUCAAAUUUAAAUUAGGUGGUAAGAACAUCUACAAAAGCAAAGUUGUUAACAAGAAUCUGAACCCCACCUGGAACGAAUCAUUUUCCUUUCCUGUCAGAGACCUUGAUCAGACUGUUCAUAUCAAGGUGUACGAUCGUGACAUAAGAUCUAACGACUUUAUGGGAUCAAGCAGCUUUGCUCUCUAUAAACUGGAAUUGGACAAAACGAUUCCAUUGACACUGUGUUUGGAGGAUCCCAACAGUGUAGAGGAAGAUAUGGGAGUGAUCAUUAUAGAGGCCUCUCUGUCCAUACGGGAGGAACCUGCCAAAAGAAAUAAAUGGCUACUGAGGAGAAAGGGAAGCUUCAAUAAGGGUCAGCCGAUAAGCCAGGCGCAGGUUGCGCGACUCAUGGGAGGACAGAAGUGUCAGGUGUGGAGUGGAGUUUACUCUGUCAUCCUGGUCGAAGGCCAAGACAUGCCUGACUGUGGUCAGGGAGACAUCUAUGUACGCUUUAGAGUGGGAGACCAGAGAGUCAGGAGCAAGAAUCUGUGUAUUAAGGCAAACCCGCAGUGGAAAGAGUCUUUCGACUUUAACCAGUUCCAAGAUGCACAUGAGAGUUUGGUGGUAGAAGUUUGUUGCAAGAGGGGUAGGAAGUCAGAGGAGUGCUGGGGAGUGCUGGAAAUUGACCUGACCAAGCUUCCUGUUAAUCAAAGGCAGUUAUAUACUCGUGUGCUGGACCCAGGCAAGGGCCGACUGGUUUUCUUGGUCACACUGACCCCCUGUUCUGGUGUGUCCAUCUCAGACAUGCAGUCUGCUCCAUUAGAGAAUCCCAGGACCUAUGAGAAGAUGCUGGAACAAUAUAGACUGAGCAACUCUCUGGGAGACUUGAAGGAAGUCGGCUAUCUUCAAAUCAAGUUAAUAAAGGCCACAGAUCUUUCAUCAGCAGAUAUAAGUGGUAAAAGUGACCCCUUCUGUACACUUGAGCUUGGUAAUAGCAAACUGCAAACCCACACAGUAUCCAAAACCUUGAAUCCUGAGUGGAAGACAGCCUUAACAUUCCCCAUUAAGGACAUCCAUGAUGUCUUGGUGCUGACAGUCUAUCACGAUGAUGGAGACAAAGCUCCUGACUUCUUGGGGAAAGUUGCCAUUCCUUUACUGAGUGUUUCCAAUGGCCAGCAAAUAACCAGAAUGUUGAAGAAUAAUAACCUAUCCAGGGCAGCUAAAGGAAGCAUCACACUGGAGCUGGAUGUGAUCUACAACCCUAUCAGAGCAAGCAUCAAAACAUUCCAACCUAAAGAAACAAAGUUUGCAGAGGACAACCCAAAGUUUAACAAAAAGCUCUUAGCAUGUAAUAUCUAUCGAGUGAGGAAGAUCAGCAUGGCCAUCCUCUAUACGCUGCAGUAUAUUAAAAGCUGCUUCCACUGGGAGAACACACAGAGGAGUAUUACAGCUUUCCUGAUAUUUGUGGUGACAGUAUGGCUCUGGGAGCUGUUCAUGUUGCCUCUCUUUCUCCUCCUGCUCAUUGGCUGGAACUACUUCCACAUCACACCAGGCAUGGCCAGCUACAGUCAGGACCUGGAGAGCAUGUCCAUGGUGGAGGACGAGGACGAGGAUGAAAAGGAAUCAGAGAAAAGAGGACUGAUGGAAAAAAUCCACAUGGUUCAGGAAAUUGUGCUUACAGUUCAAAACACUUUAGAUGAAGUGGCUUGCAUUGGGGAAAGAGUAAAAAACACAUUCAACUGGUCCAUACCAUUCUUGUCCUUCCUGGCCUGCCUGGUUUUGUUUCUGGCCACUAUAGCCUUGUACUUCAUCCCACUGCGGUACAUCAUUUUACUGUGGGGUGUUAACAAAUUUACCAAGAAGCUUCGCAACCCAUAUGCCAUUGACAAUAAUGAAAUCCUGGAUUUUCUCAAGAGGGUGCCUUCUGAUAUUCAAAAGGUGCAGUACAGCGAGCUGAGAGCCGAGCUCAGCAACCAGGGCCUGGUGAAAAAGAAACGCUUGCGCUGAAACCCAUCGGACAUGUCGGAUGAAAGGGAAGGACGACGUUUGAAGACACGGUGUGUUUAAGUCAUUACGGCCCAUGUGAGAGGAGGAAACCCCUUGUGCCAUGCCAUCUGCGUUUCCAACAAGGUGUAUUCACUGUCCACUCUGUGCUAGUGUGUGUAUAUAUUUGUAUCCGUGUGUGUGUUUGUGUGUGUGUGUGUGUGUGUGUGUGUGUGAGAGAGAGUCAAAGAGAAAGCGGGGCCCCUCUUGACAAGGCCUUUGGCUCUCACUGACUCUCAUGUUCACAGUGUGUGAGCAUAUGAAGGUAAAGUCGGGCUCCAACAGACUCUGCAUGUGGCCACACUGAAAUUCGCUGAAAUACGACACAGCCAGCAAACAAAUGACUUAUGCCUUGCAAUUCAUCUAUUAAUGUCUUUUUAGGGACCACAUUCUGCUUCAUUUAACAAAAGAUAAAUUGCAAAACAACAUGCUCCCUAUUGUUUGUGUUUACUGCAAAUUAUUCAAAUGAGGGUAAAAUAUUUGUAAUAUACUGUAUUUCACUCAAUAGUUUAUCAAACUAUGGGAAAUAUUCAAGCAACUUUAAAUGCCAUUUAACAUGAAUUCUCCUUAUUGUAAAUGCAGCUACUUUUUAAGAAUCUAUAAUGUAUGUUUUGUUUGGUUUUUAAAGGUAUAGUUCACCCCCCAAAAAAUAUUCUUUUUCUUUCUUCAUAAUUGACAGACCCUGAUGUAGUUGCAAACCCUUAUGAUUUUCUUUCUUGAAUAUGGAACACAAAAGAAGAUUUUGUGACCUCAGUCACCAUUCACUUUCAUUGCACCUUUUCAUAUAGAUUUGGAACAUCAUGAGGGUGAAUAAAUGCUCACAGAAUUUUCAUUUUUGGGUGAACUAUCCCUUUAACUUACUGUUUCCUGCCAAUCUUUUUGUAUAUUUAUGCAGCAGAUAAAGAUAAUAUGAAGAUGAUAACUAAAUGUUUGACUUCUUGAAUGUGUUUUUCUUCUCCUGCGUCCUUAACACUGUAUUACUUGUGAAGGACGCCCUCUAUGUGAAUACAUGGCCGCAUUAUUUCACAGAAGAGUAUACUGGUCACUGUUUAGCUCUGCUCAUGUAGAACACAUCAAAGUCUGUGUGUGUCCAGAGCAGUCAGCUAAUGCACUGCUUUUGUAAUACACUGGCAAUAACAAGGUCCAUAUGAGAGAGCUCAUCUCACAUAAAGAGGUAGAGAGAAAGAGAGAGAGAGAGUAUAUACACUCCAUACCCCGCACUUAGUGUCUCCCAUUUUCAUUAAAAUCACCUCCAGUGCCUAAUGGCUCUCUACUAGACCCAUCUCUCUGUAGUGUUGCUACCAGUGAUGGGGCCUCGAGUAGAGCAAAUGGAGAUUUCCUGCCUCAUCAACUUAUUUAUUCAUCUUACAGUCAUAUUCCAGCCUCUCCUCCAUCAGAGAGUAUUUUUAUAGAUAGCAAUAUUUCCAAAGUGACACAUCUCGAAUUUGGGCAUUCAAAGCAUUGAAAUGAUGGUUAACUGAUUAUUAAUUAACUUCAUAAUAAGUGCUGUUAAUUUGCACCUUUUUUUUAAUUUUAUUUUUACAGUGAUGAUUUUUAUUGUACUUCAUUAUAAUUUUCAGACUUUAUCCGAGACAGAUGAAGUUAAAGUUUCUUUCAUAGAAAUGCAAAGCUGAACAGAAAAAGAAAACUUCCUCAGAAGUCAUCUUGUUGCCUGCUCUCCCUUAAUUUACUGAGCGAGGUAAAUAACAGAGCAAAUGCUUUGUAAAAAUAGCCGUGCUCGGGCUGAGUUCUGUCUGGUUCUCGCCAUACAGUUGAGCCCGAGACCCCAGUUCAGGGAGUUUGCUCAGACUGAUUGGAGGGCUCAGCAUACUAGUCUGGCCCCCUCCUUCUCUCUCUCCCUCCCUUCACUCCUCUGCAGUUUGGAGCUGGUGAAAGAGCAUCAGUUGGUGCAGCGUUUGAUUGGCUCUAAGGGACCUGCUGGAGCCUGGGGCUAUCUCUUUUGGCAGUCUGAUAGAGACAUCACUGCACUCUCCCAGGAGCUGCCACCAGGGGUCCGAUUCAAAGCGAGGGGGAGUGGAGGUGACCCACAGCCCUCUGACAAGAGAAAUCCCACACACAAACUCCAUGCCUUCUUCCUGUGCCGACUCCACUGGGGGGCCACAGAGAGAGCGAGAGCGGGGAGGGGAGGGCCAGUGUCCAUUAGCUUAGUAAAUGAGACCCCAUCAGAUGUCUGCGUGAGGUGAAACCAAUUAAACAAUGCUUGCAGGAAAGCUCUAGUCUUGGGGUUAACACCAAAACUUGAAAGCAAGCCUUUAAGUGGAUGUGAAGUGUUUGUGCUGGAGGAGAGUAAUGAUCUUCAAAAAUUCAACACCAUCUCGAUAACCCAGAUGAAAUGAGAGGCUGUCGAUUGUAGUCUCUCUUAAAGAGGGGGGCGACGCAGCAUUCAUCACUGAGAGCUUGUAUUGACAAGUGUAUUUUGAUUAUUGUAAACUGCCUAAAGGAAAAUCCUAUGCUUUGAAGUUUCAGCAAUAAAAAGAUUUGGCAAAUAGAAAAAAAUAAAUAAAUGUACAAAAUCAUUAACAGUGCUCACUUCUGAGAAAAUUCAGAUUGUCAGCUCUAAUAUUGCCACACUGUAAACCCUAAUGUUGUCAUUACUGGAAAAACCAAGUUGUCUUGAUUAAACGUUACUUGAAAUGUCAAGUUUAGCAAAUUCCUUAAACUUUUUUUUCAAAAACAUAAUAAAGAAAUAAAUAAAGAAUAGACUAAAGAUGUUAAGUGUUAACACCUCAAACUAUUGAGGACAAAAUUGAGGCUUUGGAGAA
Messenger RNA from Myxocyprinus asiaticus (Chinese sucker), 6044 nucleotides. Its product is annotated as multiple C2 and transmembrane domain-containing protein 2-like. The record is from RefSeq and is a predicted model, not a curated record. Gene Ontology annotation, molecular function: calcium ion binding. The coding region runs from base 394 to 3225 and encodes 943 amino acids. Gene Ontology annotation, cellular component: synaptic vesicle membrane. The transcript is spliced from 23 exons. Gene Ontology annotation, biological process: regulation of neurotransmitter secretion. Lineage: Eukaryota; Metazoa; Chordata; Actinopteri; Cypriniformes; Catostomidae.